Messenger RNA from Monopterus albus (swamp eel), 806 nucleotides. RefSeq names its product thrombospondin-type laminin G domain and EAR repeat-containing protein-like. Gene Ontology annotation, biological process: signal transduction. The transcript is spliced from 3 exons. Lineage: Eukaryota; Metazoa; Chordata; Actinopteri; Synbranchiformes; Synbranchidae. The coding region runs from base 120 to 806 and encodes 228 amino acids. The record is from RefSeq and is a predicted model, not a curated record.
AGUUGUCUGUUAUGUUUUGCAACUUAAGAUAGAGACAAAAAGGAGGAAUACACAGAGAAAUACCUCAAGUAUGGAGACAUUCGCACCAGCUCAUCAUUAAACCAGACAGACUUUUUGUAAUGCCAUUGCUGAUAUUUGUGCAGCUCCUUCUCCUGGGGUUAAGGGCCAGUGACACCACCACGGAGCCAUGGAGACAUUGUACAGAUUUGCCCCCUCUGGAUCUUCUGUCUUUUGUUCUCGAGAAGGACACCUCCCAGCUCGUGCCGGGGGUGCACAUGAGGCAGACUGGAGGGGUGAGGGGUGUUCAUUUCUCCAGCCCUCAUACCUCCAUGAGCGUUCCCUCCUCCCAGUUGCUGGUGAAUUGCAACCUCUUCCCCAAAGAAUUCUCCAUUGUUGUGACACUAAAAGUCACUCCUAUUACACUCAAGAGAAAGGAGUACCUCUUUUCCUUGAUGGAGCCAAAAAUAUUAGUAAAAAGAGCAGUGGAGGAGAAGGAAGAGGAGAACAAUAAAGGGGAGAUUUUUGAAAAUUAUAAGGAGAGGGAUAUAAGUGGAGAAGAACAACAUGGAAAGGAGAAGAAGGAGAGGGGAGUCAAAAGUAAUGAGAAAGGUGAACGGAUCAUUCUUGGACUGAGGUUCUCGAGAAAACAUCUGCACUUUGUUUUUAAAGGUCAUGGAGGGGUGGUAGAGCACUGGGUGUUUGGAGACACCCAACUGGCUGAUAACCAGUGGCACACUGUGGUUUUAACCAUUGGCACUCAGCAUGUGAAGUUCACAGUGGACUGUGCCCCACCACUGGAAAUGUGA